Molecule: messenger RNA, 309 nt
Organism: Cynocephalus volans (Philippine flying lemur)
Lineage: Eukaryota; Metazoa; Chordata; Mammalia; Dermoptera; Cynocephalidae
Product: ubiquitin-conjugating enzyme E2 D3-like
Exons: 1
Coding region: 1-309 (102 amino acids)
Biological process (GO): protein polyubiquitination
Cellular component (GO): nucleus
Molecular function (GO): ubiquitin conjugating enzyme activity
Source: RefSeq, a predicted model, not a curated record
AUGUUCCAUUGGCAAUCCACAAUUAUGGGACCUCAUAACAGCCCAUAUGAAGGUGGUGUAUUCUUUUUGACAACUCAUUUUCAUGUGCACUACCCCUUCAAACCACCUAAGGUUGCAUUUAUAAGAAUUUAUCAUCCAAAUGUUAACAGCAAUGGCAGCAUUUAUCUCCAUAUUCUAAGAUCACGGUGGUCUCCUGCUUCAAUGCUUCUAAAGUUCUUUUAUACAUUUGUUCACUGCUGUGAACCAAACCCAGAUGACCCCCUAGUGCUAGAGAUUGCACAGAUUGGUAAAACCUACAAAGAUAAAUAA